AUGGCCAACACUUUUUAUGUUUCUCCUUCUCAUCUUCAAAUUCAACACCUAUGUCAACACCAACAACACAAAUAUCUAACUUCUUCACCUCGCCCUCGCCCACGUCAUAAUCUCUGUUUUCUUUCCACCCAAUACCGUCUAUUUGCUUUCCCCCAACCCCGCCGACCCUAUUUCACUCUCAAUGCUCUUCAUUCCGAUCCACCUCACCAGAGAUCAGUUAACUUUGGAAGAAGAAAUGAAAUCUACGAGCAAUGGGAUUCGCUUACAUCCAAACUCUCUGGAGCAGCCAAUUUUCCAUUCCUCUUACUGCAAAUGCCACAGAUUUUACUCAAUGCUAGAAAUCUUAUGUCCGCAAAUAGUAGUGCUCUCUUUGCUAUCCCAUGGCUAGGAAUGCUUACUAGUUUGCUUGGAAACCUCUCACUACUUUCAUACUUUGCCAAGAAAAGAGAAAAGGAAGCAAUGCUAGUGCAGACACUUGGGGUACUUUCAACAUAUGUCGUCAUUCUUCAGCUUGCAUUAGCCCAAUCCAUGCCUUUUACUUACUUCUUAGCAACAUCACUAGUUGUAGUGUCCGGUCUUUUUCUCAAUUUCAUGAAUUACUUUGGCUUACUAAAUGCUCCGAUCUGGCGCUUUUGGGAAGAUUUCAUUACAAUUGGAGGUUUAUCGGUCCUUCCUCAAAUAAUGUGGUCUACAUUUGUCCCCUAUCUACCUAACAGCAUCUUGCCUGGGGCACUUUCCUUUGUGAUUGCUGUCUUCGCUGUUACCAUGGCAAGAAGUGGAAAACUUUCGGAGGAAGGUGUUAAAUUUGUUGGUGGAAUAUCUGGUUGGACAGCUACGUUACUCUUCAUGUGGAUGCCAGUUUCCCAGAUGUGGACAAAUUUUCUCAAUCCUGAGAACAUGAAAGGCUUGUCUGCUUUUUCUAUGUUGCUUGCGAUGCUUGGAAAUGGACUCAUGCUUCCACGUGCUCUAUUCAUUCGUGAUUUCAUGUGGUUUACUGGUUCAACAUGGGCUACCUUAUUCUAUGGAUAUGGGAAUCUUGCGUGCCUAUUCCUUUUAAACAUUAUCAGCAAGGAAUUCUUCUUGGCAGCAACUGCCGGUCUGGUUUCAUGGAUAGGAAUGGCUUUCUGGAGAGACAGUGUAGUGCAUGGUCACAGUUCACCUUUGGCUUCUUUAGGUGACUUGGUUUUUGGAUCUCGAAAAUAA
Messenger RNA from Lathyrus sativus (Indian pea), 1203 nucleotides. Lineage: Eukaryota; Viridiplantae; Streptophyta; Magnoliopsida; Fabales; Fabaceae. The record is from the annotation of a GenBank genome assembly.